Messenger RNA from Marchantia polymorpha subsp. ruderalis, 3119 nucleotides. The record is from the annotation of a GenBank genome assembly. Lineage: Eukaryota; Viridiplantae; Streptophyta; Marchantiopsida; Marchantiales; Marchantiaceae.
GCACUGAGUGCUUGGGAGGUGGGGUCCACCUUAGCCCCGGGCCCCACCACGUUGGUCCUCGUCCCUGAACCCCCGGCGUUAGGGUUCUCCGAUUCCCCGGGAGGGCGCAGGGGUCCGAGGGCCGGAAGCAGGGCUCGUGGGGGUUUCCGGGCGGUAGAGGAGGACGAGGAAAGGGAGAGCGAUGGAGGAAGGGGUUUUGGGGGUUUAACGAAGAAGGGCUUUGUGGUCGUCCAUGCGGCCGCCUCCUCCUCCUCCUCCUCCUGCUCCUUCUCCUUUCCUCUCGUCGUCGUCGGUAGAGAUUGUUGCAAGAAGAAACGAAGGAGGUGCUGAGGGAUUUGGGAACGGGUGCAAGGUUUUAGGGAGGUUUGGGAUUCGGGCAGGCAGGGAGGCAGGCAGGUUGAAGGUUGAAGGAUUGGAAGAAGGGAUUAGGAGAUUGGAGUGGUGCGGGUGGAAGAGGCGAAGGAAGGUGGAAGGGGAGGAGGAAUUUGGUUUUGAAGGGUUGGAGGAGGUCGGGCACGAUGGGGAAGCAUAAGACGAAGACGACGGGAAAGGGAAGGUUGGAUCGGUUUUAUUAUUUGGCCAAAGAGCAGGGAUUCAGGUCGCGAGCGGCGUUCAAGCUCGUGCAGCUCGAUCGCAAGUAUCAUUUUCUGUCCAGUGCGAAUUCGGUGCUGGAUUUGUGUGCUGCGCCUGGAGGAUGGAUGCAGGUGGCUGCGAAGCAUAUGCCCGUGGGGAGUUUGAUUGUGGGAGUGGAUUUGGUGCCCAUCAGGGCAAUUCGAGGUGCCCAUACCCUUGUGCAGGAUAUUACCACCUCGCAGUGCAGAGCUGCCAUCAAAAAGCUGCUCAAAGAGCAGGGGCACAAUGUCAUUCAGGUCGUGCUUCACGAUGGUUCGCCCAAUGUGGGAGGAGCCUGGACCAGUGAAGCAACUUCGCAGUCGGCGCUGGUUCUAGAUUCGUUGAAGCUUGCCACAGAAUUUCUGGCACCCGGAGGAACUUUUGUCAGCAAGGUCUUUCGUUCUCAGGAUUACACUGCUCUGCUCUAUGCCUUCAAGCAGCUUUUUGAGAAGGUGGAGGUUACCAAGCCAGUUGCCAGUCGUGCAACUUCUGCGGAAAUUUACGUAGUUGGUUUGAAGUAUAAGGCUCCUGCCAAAAUCGAUCCACGUCUCUUGGAUCAUCGUCACUUGUUCCAAGGAGUGGAGGAGCCGUCAAAGGUAAUUGAUGUUCUGAGGGCUUCUAAGCAAAAGCGACAUCGUGAGGGUUACGAGGAGGGAGUCACAACCUUGCGGAAGGAGGUCCCUGUUCAUGACUUUGUUUGGACCGAGAAGCCUUUGGAGCUGUUGGGAACCAUCACAUCCAUAUCGUUUACAAGCCCAGACGACAAAUCCAUCAAUGAACAUCCUCUCACCACAGAAGAGGUCAAAACGUUGUGUGAGGAUCUUCGUGUUAUUGGAAAGCAGGACUUUAAGCUUCUUUUGAAGUGGCGCUUGAAACUCCGUGAUGCCAUCAAAGUGCAAGGCGAAGAUGGAGAGAAAACCAAACCCGAGGAAGAGGAUACAGCACCGAAAGUGGAUGAAGACCAAAAGCUGCUGGCUGAGAUGGAGGAGCUCAAAGAACGUAUGGAAGCCAAUAAGAAGAGAGCGAAAAAGUUGGCUGCGAAGAAAAAAGCAAAGUUGAAAGCUCGUACCGCCACAGGCAUGCAGGUCGAUGUUAUGGAGGACAAGGAUAUGUACGGGGAUGAGGAUUUGUUUGCCUUAUCUGUCAUCAAGGCCAAGAAGGAUUUGGCUCGCGUCGAAGGUGCUGGCUCAUCAGGCGAAGACAACUCAGAUGUAUACAUGAGUGACGAUGAGGACAUGCUCAACAACGUCCCCUCCAAAGAAGAUGAUAGUGAUUUGGAUAGUGAGGAAGAGAGGUCAAGGUAUGAUGCUGAGUUAGAUAAGGCUCUAGAGCAAGCCUAUGAACGGUACGUGAAGGACACAGACGGGAGCUCUAAACGAAGGAGGCGAGCCAGGCUAAAUAAUGAUGAUCAGGACGCCGAUUUGUGGGAGGAAGGUGAGGAACCAGAAACUGUGGUUCGCAAAGGUCGGAAGGUCACAGAGGAGGAUGAGGAUGGCAAUCCUUUAUUAGUGCCCCUUGUUGAAAAGGCGAAGCCAUCCAAGGAGCAACUAUCCCAGCAGUGGUUCAGUCAAGAUAUCUUCAGUACUUUCAAGGAGCCUGAAGAUGACAAUGGCGUGAGUACGACCGAGAAGAAACGUAAGAGAGAGGAGACUAACGGGGUUGUGAAGAGUACAAAUGGGGUAGCCGAGGAAGAUGAUGAGCCCAGACUGGCAGCAGACGAUGAUAAGGAUAACGACUUUGAGGUGGUUCCAGUGGAAGCAAGUGGUUCUAGUGAUUCUUCUUCGGAUGACGACUCAGACCUCGACGACAACGCGAAAGCUGAAACUCUUGCCUACGCCAAGAAAAUGCUGACGAAGAAGAGUCGGGAAUCCAUCCUCGACGAAGCUUACAAUCGGUAUACCUUUGACGAUGACAAUUUACCUCGAUGGUUUGCCGAUGACGAGAAAAAACAUUCUGUGGUUCAGAAGCCCGUCACCAAGGAGGACAUUGAAGCAUUCAAAGCCCAAUUCAAAGCCAUCAAUGCUAGGCCCGUGAAGAAGGUAGCAGAAGCCAAAGCCAGGAAGAAGCGUAGAGUGGUGAAGAAGAUGGAGCAAGUGAGGCAGAAGGCCACAGCCAUUGCAGACCAAGAAGACAUCAACUCAACCUCAAAGAAGAAGAUGAUGGAGAGGUUGUACAACAAGGCAAAUGCCGUGGCUAAGAAGCCAAAGCGAGAAAUAGUUGUAGCCAAGAAGGGGGUGGGAUCGAAGGGUGGUGCAGGACGAGUGGUAGUUGAUAGGAGGAUGAAAAAAGAUCAGAGAGCUCGAGGAAGUGGCAAGGCUGGGAAGAAGGGAGGUUCUAAGGCACCUGCAGGAAAGGGCAAGGGGGGUAAAGGGGGAGCCAAAGGAGGGAUUUCUGGUGGCAAGAAAUCGAAGAGAGGCCCGAAGCCUCAGAAGGGUUAAACAAUGUACUCGGUCGAUAUUUUAAAUUGAAAUUCAUUCAUAGGAACAAAUCAAUCACUUUUUAUCUGG